Molecule: messenger RNA, 2473 nt
Organism: Suncus etruscus (white-toothed pygmy shrew)
Lineage: Eukaryota; Metazoa; Chordata; Mammalia; Eulipotyphla; Soricidae
Gene: PCCA
Product: propionyl-CoA carboxylase subunit alpha
Exons: 24
Coding region: 22-2184 (720 amino acids)
Cellular component (GO): mitochondrion
Molecular function (GO): metal ion binding; propionyl-CoA carboxylase activity; ATP binding
Source: RefSeq, a predicted model, not a curated record
CUGGGCUGCUGGAGGGUGAAAAUGGCGGGACUGUGCUUGGGGGCUCUGAUCGCGGCGGGGCAGCGAGGGCGGAGGGCGCCGCUGUGGAUCCUCAAGCAUGUUCCUCGCUGCUCCAGAGAGUGUGUUCUGGUGUCCCGGAGUCUGGCAUCAGCAGUUCCUGAUCCAAAUGAGAAGACAUUCGAUAAAAUUCUUAUUGCCAACAGAGGAGAAAUUGCUUGUCGGGUCAUUAAAACUUGUAAGAAGAUGGGCAUUAAGACGGUGGCCAUCCACAGCGACGUGGACGCGAGUUCUGUGCACGUAAAGAUGGCAGAUGAGGCCGUGUGCGUGGGCCCAGCUCCCACCGCGAAGAGCUACCUCAACAUGGAAGCCAUCCUGGAGGCCAUCAGGAGAACCGGGGCCCAAGCUGUACAUCCAGGCUACGGGUUUCUCUCAGAAAACAAGGAAUUUGCCAAAUGUUUGGCAGCGGAAGAUGUGACUUUCAUCGGGCCUGACACACACGCCAUUCAGGCAAUGGGUGACAAGAUUGAAAGUAAAUUAUUGGCAAAGAAUGCAAAGGUGAACACAAUCCCUGGCUUCGAUGGAGUCGUCAAGGAUGCCGACCAGGCUGUCACCAUCGCCAGGGAAAUUGGGUACCCCGUCAUGAUCAAGGCCUCCGCAGGCGGUGGUGGGAAAGGCAUGCGGAUCGCGUGGGGUGAUGAAGAGACCAGGGAUGGUUUCCGGUUUUCAUCUCAAGAAGCUGCUUCGAGUUUUGGCGAUGAUAGACUUCUAAUAGAAAAAUUUAUUGAUAACCCUCGACAUAUAGAAAUUCAGGUCUUAGGAGACAAACACGGCAACGCUCUGUGGCUCAACGAGCGAGAGUGCUCGAUUCAGCGCCGGAAUCAGAAAGUAGUGGAGGAAGCGCCCAGUAUUUUUCUGGACCCUGAGACUCGACAAGCAAUGGGGGAACAGGCUGUUGCACUAGCCAAGGCUGUGAAAUACUCCUCUGCAGGCACUGUUGAGUUCCUUGUGGACUCAAAGAAGAAUUUCUAUUUCUUGGAAAUGAACACAAGACUCCAGGUGGAGCAUCCCGUCACAGAAUGCAUCACAGGCCUGGACUUGGUCCAGGAAAUGAUCCGGGUUGCCAAGGGCUACCCUCUCCGGCACAGACAAGCUGAUAUUCCCAUCAAUGGCUGGGCGGUGGAGUGUCGGGUUUAUGCUGAGGAUCCCUACAAGUCUUUCGGCUUACCGUCCAUUGGGAGACUGUCCCAGUACCAAGAGCCAGUCCAUCUACCUGGUGUCCGGGUCGACAGUGGCAUCCAACCAGGAAGUGACAUUAGCAUUUAUUAUGACCCAAUGAUUUCAAAACUAAUCACGUAUGGCUCCAACAGAACGGAAGCACUGAAGAGAAUGGAGGAUGCUCUGGACAAUUACGUCAUUCGAGGCGUUACACAUAACAUCGCAUUACUUCGAGAGGUGAUUAUCAACUCACGCUUCAUAAAAGGAGACAUCAACACUAAAUUUCUUUCUGAGGUGUACCCUGAAGGCUUUAAAGGGCACCAGUUAACAGGGACGGAGAGAAACCAGUUAUUGGCAAUAGCUUCUGCAUUGUUUGUGGCAGCACAGUUAAGAGCACAACAUUUUCACGGACAGGACAGUUCAAGAGUGCCAAUUCUGCAGCCGCAAGUGGCCCAGUGGGAACUCUCGGUCAAACUGCAAGACGCCAUCCACACUGUCAUUGCCUCCAACAGUGGCCCAGCCUUCUCUGUGGAAGUUGACGGGUCCAAGCUGAAUGUGACCGGCUCGUGGAACCUGGCUUCACCCUUGUUGUCUGUCAACGUUGACGGCACUCAGAGGACAGUCCAGUGCCUUUCUCGGGAUCCUGGAGGAAGCAUGAGCCUUCAGUUUCUUGGUACCGUGUACAACGUGUACAUCCUGAGCAAGAUGGCAGCUGAGCUGAGCCGGUUCAUGCUGGAGAAAGUGGCGGAAGAUACCAGCAGUAUCCUGCGUUCGCCCAUGCCCGGUGUGGUGGUAGCAGUGGCCGUUCAGCCUGGGGAUAUGGUGGCAGAAGGCCAGGAAAUCUGCGUGAUUGAGGCCAUGAAAAUGCAGAACAGCAUGACGGCGGGCAAGACAGGCAAGGUGAAGUCGGUGCAGUGUAAAGCAGGAGACACGGUGGGAGAAGGGGACCUGCUGGUGGAGCUGGAGUGAGAAUUUCCAGCCUCUCAGGUCUUCACUCCAGUUUAUCAUGCCUUUGUAUCGACCCCUUUCACACCCAACUGAUUCUCAGAGCAUCUUGAAGGGACACCCCUGGGUGCUGCAGACUUUUCACAUGGUCCUAUUUAUUCUAGAGUCCAAAACCAACGGUUCUGCCAAAAUAAAAUUAAAAAAAUCUCGCCAAUGGAAAUUGUUACUGAUAGACUUGUACAUAAGAUUUAUACUUUUGCUGAGACGUUCCCAGCGUCAAAACGAAGUUAAUAAAAACGAGCAUUUGUCUAAA